Danio rerio (zebrafish) is the source of this 3789-nucleotide messenger RNA. The record is from RefSeq and is a predicted model, not a curated record. Lineage: Eukaryota; Metazoa; Chordata; Actinopteri; Cypriniformes; Danionidae.
CGACACCGGUAAAGAAGUAUUCGCGUCAGCACAGGGAAAUAAACCAGACAGUUUACUGUUCACAAUGAUGGAGGAUGAAGAAUUAGAAUUUGUGGAAGAUUUAGAGGCGAUAUUACACCUUACCCCAGAAGUGCAAUUGGCGAUUGAGCAGGUUUUUCCCAGUCAAGACCCAUUAGAUCGAGCUGAUUUUAAUGCUGUUGAAUACAUUAAUACCUUGUUUCCAACAGAGCAGUCCCUGGCAAAUAUAGAUGAAGUGGUGAAUAACAUUCGACUUAAAAUCAGAAAGUUGGAUGACAAUAUCAGAACAGUGGUGAGGGGACAGACGAAUGUGGGGCAAGAUGGCAGACAAGCUUUGGAGGAGGCCCAGAAAGCCAUUCAGCAACUCUUUGGCAAAAUCAAAGACAUCAAAGACAAAGCAGAGAAAUCGGAGCAAAUGGUUAAGGAGAUCACACGGGACAUCAAGCAGCUGGAUCAUGCCAAGCGUCACCUGACGACUUCUAUAACCACCCUCAAUCACCUGCACAUGCUGGCUGGUGGCGUUGACUCUCUUGAAGCUAUGACACGAAAACGGCAGUAUGGAGAGGUGGCCAAUCUCCUUCAGGGUGUAGUCAAUGUGCUGGAGCACUUCCAAAAGUACAUGGGCAUCCCGCAGAUACGGCAGCUCUCAGAGAGAGUAAAAGCUGCACAGAGUGAACUUGGUACACAGAUACUGGCUGACUUUGAGGAGACGUUUCCUGCCCAGGGGUCAAAGAAAUCUGGAGGUCCCAGCAUUGUUCUCAGAGAUGCCUGUUUGGUGGCAAAUGUCCUGGAUCCUCGGAUUAAGCAAGAGAUCAUCAAAAAGUUCAUCCGGCAGCACCUUUCAGAAUACAUGGUGCUUUUUCAAGAGAAUCAAGAUGUGGCAUGGCUGGACAAGAUUGACCGGCGAUAUGCAUGGAUCAAGCGUCAACUGGUGGAUUAUGAGGAGAAAUAUGGACGAAUGUUUCCUGAAGAGUGGUGCAUGACUGAACGCAUCGCUGUUGAGUUCUGUCACAUCACCAGAACUGAGCUGACCAAGCUGAUGAGAACACGUGCCAGAGAGAUUGAGGUCAAGCUUUUGCUAUUCGCUAUUCAGAGGACUACCAAUUUUGAGGGACUGCUGGCUAAACGCUUCUCAGGCUGCACCUUGAACGACGGGCCCGGGCAGAAAAAGCCAGAGACUCCUUUAGAACCAACAAACCCCUUUCUGGAAGAUGAGUCUGGAGAGGACAAUGUAUCAGAAAAGGAUGAAGAUUUGGACAGACCAAAGAAGCCCAAGGCUCCAGACAACCCUUUCCACGGCAUUGUGUCCAAGUGUUUUGAGCCUCACCUCUACGUUUACAUCGAGUCGCAGGAUAAAAAUCUUGGAGAGCUGAUUGACCGUUUUGUUGCUGACUUCCGGGCGCAGGGUCCCCCUAAAUCAGGUACAGAUGAGGGUGGUGCUGUGCUGCCCAGCUGUGCUGAUCUCUUUGUGUACUACAAGAAGUGUAUGGUGCAGUGCUCUCAACUGAGCACCGGAGAACCCAUGAUUGCUCUGACCACCAUCUUCCAGAAGUAUCUGCGCGAGUACGCCUGGAAGAUCCUCUCCGGAAACCUACCCAAGACCAGCACCAAUAGUGGUGGUCUGACCAUCAGCAGCCUGUUGAAGGAAAAAGAGGGAUCAGAAGUAGCCAAGUUCACCGUGGAAGAGCUGUGUCUGAUUUGUAGUAUCCUCAGCACGGCUGAAUACUGUCUGGCUACCACACUACAGCUGGAGGAGAAGCUCAAGGAGAAGGUGGACAAGUCUCUAAUGGAGAGAAUCAACCUUUCUGGGGAGAUGGACACAUUUAGCACGGUUAUUUCAAACAGUAUCCAGCUCUUGGUUCAGGAUCUGGAUGCUGCAUGUGAUCCAGCCCUCACUGCUAUGAGCAAGAUGCCGUGGCAGAGCGUGGAACAUGUGGGUGACCAAAGCCCAUAUGUGACCUCUGUAAUCAUGCACAUCAAACAGAACGUGCCCAUCAUCAGAGACAACCUGGCCUCCACCCGCAAAUACUUCACCCAGUUCUGCAUUAAAUUCACCAACUCCUUCAUUCCAAAGUUCAUCAAUCACCUCUUCAGGUGUAAGCCAAUCAGCAUGGUUGGAGCCGAGCAGCUACUCCUAGACACUCAUUCGCUGAAGACGGUUCUUCUAGACCUCCCUUCUAUUGGCUCUCAGGUGGUCCGAAAAGCUCCUGCCAGCUACACCAAAAUAGUGGUGAAAGGAAUGACUCGGGCUGAGAUGAUUCUCAAGGUGGUCAUGGCCCCUCACGAGCCAUCUGUGGUGUUUGUGGACAACUACAUUAAACUGCUUGCCGACAGCAAUCCUGAAACCUUCCAGAAGAUUCUAGAUAUGAAGGGUCUGAAACGAAGUGAGCAGAGCACCAUGCUGGAGCUCUUCAGACAGCGGCUGCCGACUCCACCGUCAGGACCGGAUGGAGGCCCAUCACUGUCCUUCAGCGCACCCACUCCAGAACAAGAGUCCUCCCGUAUCCGCAAACUAGAGAAGCUUAUCAAAAAGAGGAUUCAAUAACUCAGUUCAUUAAUGUGAGCACUUUUAUUAGUGCACACUAAUCUCCAUUAUCAGCAUGGCCUGAAAACAUGUCGCCACUCCAGUUUUAUCCUGCUGAAAAUGGAGUGUAAAUACUACUGCUGUGUCCUCUGUAUGUAUUUAUGUUCUUUUACAAAUCAUGGUUUUGAGGCUUUCAUGAAUUGCUUUACUAUAAGCCUUAUGAUUCAAGUCCUUUCCUGAACCUCAACACAUUACUGGCAUGAAUGAGUCAUUUUGCCAUCACCCCCCUUUUUUUCUUGCUCCACUUUACAACACUAAUACCCACAGUGUCAUUUACUUUGCACAUUUUUCUGAUUUAUGCAAUGGGCAAUGUGGCCUAGAAAAGUAACCUGCUGCUAUUCUGGCACAAAAUGUUCUGGCUUGGGAUUUCCAACAUCAAAAUGAUUUAAAGCCAAAGUUUUUCUAAUUGUCCCCUCACUAUAACAGUAAACGGCUGUGUGGAGCUUGGGCCUGUUGGGUAGCAUAUUUCAGACACUCCAAAACAAAGGAGCUUGAGAUGUCCUGCUGAAACGACAAACCAGUUGUUUUGGCUUUUAAAAUGUUUUCCCAGGUUGGGGCGAAAAGAAAGAAACACUCACACUGUAGAUGUUUUGUUCCUGCAGGAGUCGUAAGGAAGAAAUAUCCACCCCUCAUGCUUCCCAUGAUAGAAAUAUUUUCUUUGCGAACAAUAACUGAAGUUCAUGGGAGAUUAUCGGAACGCAGAAAUAUUAGUGUUCAUGCUGUGGAUCUAUAAUUUUCAUUUGCGUCAUCUGCUGUUCACUUGUGUAAAGAAGUAUUUGUUUGUGUUCAUCGUUUUGACAUAACUUAUUUUAUAGUCCUUUUUAAUAGGUCAUUAAAUGAACCGUGGAAUGGAUUUACUGUCAUUUGGAUCAUUUAAUCUAUUAUCGCACUCUUCUUUAGGAUGGUUUCUUCUCUGUAUAUGGCUUUGGACUUGUUAAAAGAGCUCAACCGCAGUGCAUAUCAAAGCUAGAUUUGUGCAAUGAAUGUAUGAUUUAUGUGCUGGAGUGGCUACUGUGAUGUAUGUGAGUUUAUUGCAAUAUUGUUUGCAAUGAUUUCUACUCUGGUUUAUACUGUUGACGGCUUCUAAUCAAAACAUUCCUGCCUUCUGUGAAUAUGACGACAGCUUUUUAAGAAUAACUGCAGAGAUACAUUCUGCUCAGUAAAAAUCUGUUGACUAUGGGCUUUGA